GUUUGUAAGGGUACUUUAUUCACUGAAUGAACGUGUGGUGCGGAGUGUUUUUUCUUCCGACUACGACCUCAGCGAGGCAAAGAACGAAGAUCCCGUGACUUUGAGUCACAAAUAAAAGGGUCGGUGUGUAACGCGCUGCACGCUUGAUUUUCAACGUAAUAUGCAUUUCACAUAUGCAAUAAAUGCAUUUAUAAGAAUCUGGAUCUAGUCUUCCGUUUCAAAUAAGGAGUAAAACGCACACGAUUUGUCAUGCCGGACGGACUUGUCACGAGCAGGCAGCUCCAGAACGAGGCGACGGGGAUCGACCUGCAGGUGCCGCUCUUCCAGGAGGUACGCGGUACCAUGAUGACGGGGCACGUGGAGUACCAGAUCGUCGUGGUUACCCGACUCGCCGCCUUCAAGUCGGCCAAGCACAAACCCGGGGACGUGGUUCAGCUCAUGGUGUCCAAGAAGUACAGCGAAAUCGAUGAGUUCUGCUGCCGGCUGGCGGCGCAGUAUCCCAAGAUUCCCGUGCCGGCGAUGCCGCGCAAGGCGCUGUUCGUGGGCGAGGCGGAGAUUCGGGAGCGCCGGGCGGCCUUCGACGAGGCUCAGUCAUUCCAGAAGCCUGCCCCUGCCGAGUUACUGAAUCCGUCAUGUCACGGUUGCUGGGGUCUGUUCUUGACCAGUACUUUCUGCUGCGUUUCCUUCUCUAAGUCUCCAAAAUGUUUUGUAGGGGCGAAGACGACGGAUGUGGCUGACUUCAGAACCAGGAACUCCCCAGAUGUGGAGGAUGAGGAGGAUGAUGAAGGGUUUGAUUUCUUUAAAAAGAACGAGCCUCCAGUUCCCAAAGUCUUGCCGGCAACCAAGCCAGUGGCACCAGCAAAACCAGCGAAGCCACCAGUGCCCAGUGAGGAUGAAGAGGACGAAGAGGAGGAGAUCUUGGACCCACUUGGGAUUAUGAAGUCCAAGAAGCCCAAGAAACCCAAAAAGCCGAAGGAGGCGGAGCCAGUGGCCUCUGCCCCGCCCCCCAGACCCGUGCAGAAGUCCACCUUCAAUCUGUUUGACGAGGAGGCGGACCCGGACGAGGACCUGUUCCAGCCCGCGGCCAGGAGGGACCCGGCCCCCAAAACCGGCAACCUGAAGCUGUUUGAGGACCCCGACCUCGGGGGGGCUGUCAAACUCGGCGACGCCCUUCUGCUCCCCACGGCGUACGCCGAGGACGGGCCGCCCGCCGACGCGGGAUUGGACGAGGACACGGACGAGCUCUUCAGGGUGGAGGAGGACCUGGAGAAGCUGCUCGCUGUCAGCAAGGCCGCGAAACCCAAACCGGCCUUGGCCCCCAAACCCGUACCCAAGCCCAAACCCAAACCGGCCCUGCCCAAGAAGCCCGCGUCCCUGUCUCAGAGCGGCGGCGUCGCCGACGGCAACCGAGGGGCGGGGCCUCUCCCAGAGACCAAGGCGGAGUCUAUGGGACAGGUGGACAUCCUCAAAUACAUACAGCAGAAUGAGGAGGCCACCAACGAGGACCUGGAUCUGUUCUGAUGUUUUGGUUUUUUUUUUUUUUUUGGGGUGGGGGGGAGAGGGGUGGGGGGCAAUUUAGGCCUAGUUUUUGGGUCUCCUCUUCUGCAGUGCAGGCCUAAUUGAGUACUCUCAGGGUUACCCCCAAACACGCAAGUGAGUAGGGGGAAGUUUUACCCUACACACCUGGGAAUGCUGUGAUACCCAGAAUUUUGAAGAUAAAGAUUUUGAAAAUGUCUUUUUUUUUUUUUUCCUUAAAGAUGAUGAUCAAGAAAAACUCUUUAUAUUUUCUUCCUCCUCUGCACCUUGUUGACAAGAUCAAACCCCGGUUUUUUGAGGGUGUCCUUAAAGGAAUUUUUUGAUGUCGGGAAUUCUGCGGAUCGAAUGCCGCCAUUUUUUACUUCCUUUUUGUUUUUGUUUUACACCUUUGAGCUCAGUCCAAGUUGUCAUUGGAAUAGCGUAGUUUUUAAAAAACAAAACGCAAAAAAAAAACAUUGAAAUGCAGUAUUUCAGAGGCAUAAUCUGAAGACUUUUCCCACUUGUGCUCUUCCUGUCCGUUCUGUUUUCCGAGGAAGAGCCUGCUCUGUAGGGGGUCCCGAUUAUCCUUUGUUCCCAGUCCUUUGCAGCCGAUUUGAAGUGCUUCCUGUCGUGGACGGGACCGCUAAGCGGGACGUGAGACUGACGUUCCCCCCCCCCCCCCCCCCCCCCCCCCCCCCCCGCCUCGCACUGACCGCCGAAAUGCUUCUGAUUCCCUGAGAGGCCUUUCAGCUCCGUAUAAGAGGCAGACAUUUUGAAAAGGCUCUGCGCUAACGACAGCAGCAAUAACCAGGCACAAUCAGGAGAGAACGCGUGGAACAAACUAGCCAGAUGGAAAAAAAAGGUUAAACUAAUUCAGCCCUUAAACAAAUAUUGCUCCAAGAAAUCGUUCAUGUGGAUAAAAAAUACAUUGGACCCUUGAAUGUGAAAGUGGCAAAAAAAAAAAGAAGAAAAUGUUUCAUGAGUAAAUAUUCAUUACUAUGCUUCUCAUGGGGAUGAGUAAUUAAUGAAGGACCCCAUGUAAAAACCCUCAGUUUUGCGCUUGGAUGCUCGUUACAUUUAAGUUUUAUUUAACAUCGGUUAAUUAUGGCCAUCGAUCUCUGGCCCCUGGAAGUCAGUUUUUUUUAUUUUUUUUUUUUUAUUUUGCUUGUUUCAUCUUAGCAGACACAUGCAGUCUCUAAUUCUAGAAAUGAUAGACAAGCUGUCUACUCCUCUAUUUUCUGUUACAUAAACAUAAACACAUAUGCAACACUAUAUAGACUAUAUUGUUACCAGACAUGAGUCUUCACUUUGAAGGGGCUAGAUUACUGGGUGCUAGAAAAUAGGUUUAUUCACCAUUAUUGCACGUUUUUAUCAAAUCAAGCAGUAUUUGUAUAGAUUUCACACAGUAUGUCCUGUGUGUGGGACACCUCUGAAGUUUAUUGACUAGGGUGUCACCCGUCAUGGGUCAUGGUGGCCAAACAUCCGCUCACCAUGGCCCAGUAAGAGAGUAUAAACACUUCACACGUCAUGGCUAACUAUUUAUGAGAACUAUUCAAUCCGUGCCCCUGGUGUCAAAUGGGGAACUGGAAGGAGGUGAAAGUGAAACACUCACACAUACUUUUUUCCUGAAAAAUAGGUACUUACAGGGACAGCUUUAGUGAGUACUCUGUGACGUGUUUUCCCCCGGAUGUUUGUGCGUACGCUAACUCGGUAGCCGAUCCCGCCCAUGGAGUCCAGGUUAUAAGAAGCUUCUCGCUGCUCCGUUUGUCCAAAUCGUGACCCU
This is a messenger RNA of Anguilla rostrata (American eel), 3298 nucleotides long. It is a transcript of the gene hs1bp3, whose product is annotated as HCLS1 binding protein 3. The transcript is spliced from 7 exons. Lineage: Eukaryota; Metazoa; Chordata; Actinopteri; Anguilliformes; Anguillidae. The record is from RefSeq and is a predicted model, not a curated record. The coding region runs from base 250 to 1521 and encodes 423 amino acids. Gene Ontology annotation, molecular function: phosphatidylinositol binding.